UACUACGUUUUAACUGUCAUUGUCAAAACAUAUUUUUGCCUUUGUUUACCGAUUGUUGUAAAAGUAGAAUAUAAACCGAAAAAUUAUGCUAAAUAAAGUUUUGUUAUCUACGGAUGUAGCUUUAGUUUGCGUCCAACAUGCUCUGUCCACGGAAAAAGAAGAAAUCAUGGGAUUACUUAUUGGAGAGGUGCAUAACAAUGGUCGCCUUGUAUCAAUAGAAUCUUCUGUUAUACUAAGACGUUUAGAUAAAAAGCCUGACCGAGUGGAGAUAUCUGAAGAGCAACUGGUGCAAGCUACGCUUAGGGCUGAAGAGUUAGCUGCGGAGGUGGGCAGGCCGUUGCGUGUGGUUGGUUGGUAUCACUCUCACCCACACAUAACUGUCUGGCCAUCUCAUGUGGAUUUGGCAACACAAUCAAUGUAUCAGCGAAUGGACUCCAGUUUUGUUGGAAUCAUUUUUGCAGUAUUUUUAACUGAGCAAACUACAAAGGCUCCAUCGGUACAAAUAACUUGCUUUCAAUCAAUGAAUGAAGGAUCAAGUCAAAGCCGAAGAGAGAUUGAGAUGGAAAUUGUCAACCAGAAUGAUUCCUUGCUUAUGAAUAAUUUUGAGAUUUUAACCCAAUUGCCAACAAUAUUAAAAGAGGAAGAGGAUGAAGCUUAUACUAAUGAAGUGGGCCACAGCCAAAUAGAUGAUAUUAUAAAUAAACAACACAAUGCAGCUGUCAGAACUAUUGCAAUUGGGCAUAUUGUGGAGAAGAUGUCCCGACCCAUGUUAGAAGCACUUGUAGCCAGAAAUUCACUCAACAGUAUCCGUUUAAGAGCACUAAAAAGACAACACCAAGAAUUAAUGUCUCGUAUGGAAAAUAUGACAUGUAAUGCUUCCAAAUAAAUUUCUAUUUGUUAGCAUCUAUUUCAUAAUCACAAGCUUUAGAACUAAGUUUCAAUGACAAUAAAUACUAAGAAAUACAAAUA
Molecule: messenger RNA, 969 nt
Organism: Pectinophora gossypiella (pink bollworm)
Lineage: Eukaryota; Metazoa; Arthropoda; Insecta; Lepidoptera; Gelechiidae
Product: lys-63-specific deubiquitinase BRCC36-like
Exons: 6
Coding region: 86-886 (266 amino acids)
Biological process (GO): double-strand break repair
Cellular component (GO): BRISC complex; BRCA1-A complex
Molecular function (GO): polyubiquitin modification-dependent protein binding; metallopeptidase activity; cysteine-type deubiquitinase activity
Source: RefSeq, a predicted model, not a curated record